This is a messenger RNA of Linum trigynum, 2220 nucleotides long. Lineage: Eukaryota; Viridiplantae; Streptophyta; Magnoliopsida; Malpighiales; Linaceae. The record is from the annotation of a GenBank genome assembly.
CGGUAUUUCUGCUCAUGGCGGGGUAUUUUGCUCCCCCAGCACACUUCACCCCAACGUGCUCCUUUCGACCCGAAACUCGUUUCUUCGCCUCGAUGCCAACGCUAAACCCUGAAAUAUGACAGAAACGCACAACCUAGCGUGAAAUUGGCUUAAAACACGAGAAUCAACAUCUCAAAUGGCUUAAGAAUAGGGGUAAAAACAUGUGUAAUCAAUGGUCUAUCAUCAGUCUUGUGCUAGAAGGCAGCUUACUUCGUAGCAACUUCGAGCCUUUUGUUUGAAGCCUUCCAGAUAUCCAAUAUUUCAUCCCAUACCUUGACUUUGUAGACAAACUUACCUACUUUCUUGUGGUAAAGGCCCCUGGACUCGAAUAUCAUCCAUGCUUUUCGAAUUGAGCUCCAAAGUAGGCUUCACAAACACUUUCCCAGACUGAGCCAUUUUCGGCAAGUUUUCAUGUUUUGGCAUAGCCUUUCGAUCGGGUUCAAAAAUGGUCUUAUGGACUUCCUAUCGAGCUCCCAAGCACUUCAAUGUGUAGAGGGAUCCAACUUCAAAUCAAGCCAUUAAUCUCCAAUUUCCAUCGAGCCAAUUGUAAGCUAUGAAUCUCCAAAGUAGGCACCAUGAAAUUGUUUUUACACUGAAACAACAUAUUAGGUCGACCUAAACCUAACUGAGGCCGACCAAAAAGUGCAAGUUACGGUGACAUGCAUGUCACCAUAGGCGCACCCAUUAAUUUAUUUCAUACGUAGUCACUUAAAUUCGUUCAACAGUUCAAGUUUGGGCACUCUCCGUUGGUCUCCGUUAACUUUAGCUGAUGUGGCGGUCAACUUUGAGAGUUGAUCGCUAAAUAGUUGACGUGGCAAUUAAAAAAUAAUAAAUAAAAAAAUUAAAAAUUUAUAAUUUCCACCUCACUUUAACAAAAUAUUAAAAUAAAUAAAACAAAAAAAUGUAAUCUUUUAUUACUCGGCUACACAUUAUCAACAACUAAAGGAAAAAAAACAACCAGGGAAGAUUUCAUAUCCCACCAGACGUGAUUUCUCAUGUUCUUGUUUCAUUCAGAAUCAGAUGAUGAAGAUGGUUAGGAAGUUGGUGGAGGUAGCAAGGGAGCUCCCAGUCCUCCCACUUGCGCGAAUGCCCGGGCGGCGGUGGAUUCUUCUUCGUUUCUGUCGUCCGCGAGCCGCUUCUCAGAUCUGGUACCCCAAAUCUCUGGCGCUCGUACCCAGUCGUGCGCUUUGUACAACAAGCUGAGGUGGCGAAGAUCGAUGCGGAGACGAAGAUCAUUGCGAUUCAGCGGCAGCGGAAGGUCAAUUUCUAAUUUCAAUCUAGAUUUCUUGAUUUUCAUCUAGAAAUCGAUUGGUUGAUGAAUCUAGGUACCCUCUUUUGAAUGACUAUUGAUUGAUUAAUGAUUAUGGGUGAAAGUUGAUCGAUUGAAGAUCUGUGUGUUAUUUUCCAGGUACAAGAGGAGAAUUGGGAUUUGUACAACAAGCAGAGGAGCGGAGGGAGUACUGUACGGGAGAGAGAAGGAGGCGAAGUCCUAGAUGGUGACAGCGAAGGAGGCGUUCUUCGCGCGGCAGCUGGCCUCCGACGCGGAGUUGUACCGGAAGCAGAAAGAGGCGGAAGGGAUGAUGGCGCUAGCCAAGGCGCAGCGGUUUUAUGUGAAGACUCUGCAGGAUGUGCUGAGAGGGGACUACUAUGGUGCAUUGAGAGAUUACCUGAUGAUCAACGGCGGCAUGUUUCAGCAGAUGGCUAAGAUCAAUGCGGAUGUCGUUCGUGGACUGCAACCGAAGCUAAGCAUCUGGACGGUGGGGAUGUUGCUACCGGCGGCGGAACGGGGAUGAGCUUGUUGGAUGGGCGUAUGUUACGGUUAUAAGACUAACUCCAACCCUUGCUUGCAAAUUUGGAGAUUGGAGUGUUGGGGUGGAUAGGUAGCAGCUGAAAGGGGGAAAGGGGGCAAAUAUAGCAGCUCAAAAGGGGACCACGCGUGCAGGCGAGGCCCAACCGCGGGAGGCGCGCCUGGGCCGCACGCGCGCGGGAGGAAGGGCUUCCUCCCGCGCGCGUGCGGCCCUGGCGCGCCUCCCGCGGUUGGGCCUCGCCUGCACGCGUGGCCCCCCUCUGCUGUGUGCUUUUUUUUUCAAUUUUCAGUUUGUUUGGGUGGUAUUUGUGUGGGUGUGUUUGCGUUUUAGUUUGAAAUGGGUAAUGUAGUGACAAUAAAACGGUCACAUUGCA